AUGAUCCUCCAGCUAGUACUCACGCUCCGAUACGCCCUGGUGAACCCAAGUAAAGCCGUUCGCUGGAGUGUUGCCUACUGCUCUUCCGUCGGUGCGAGCUUCAUGUGGGGAGCCGAGAGGCAAUCAUCAGUAAAGGAUUCGUCCGGAUACUUCUUGAGAAUCGAUAUUGACUUGAACGGACAUCGAUUGAAGGAGGAAGCGAACAGGAGGGCGAGAGGUGCCUCUAUGAAUCGACUUUGUGCUAACAUUGGCCGAUUCGAUAUCCCGAAGCCGCGAGAACCCAACCACUCCUGCCGUGUUUGCCACAGAGGUCGCAGAGGUUACAGAGGUUGGAGAUUGCUGCGCUGGGAGCUGAGUAUUGCGCUGCUGAGGCCUGAGCUGAGCAGAACGAGAAGGCGGCGUUGCCACGCGGCAGAGCCAUCUACCAGCUGCCUCCUGCAUCCUGUCCCCAUCGUCGCUGCCGAAGCAGUGGCUGCAUUAGAUUUUCCCAAAGCAGGAUUCCGCUCCAGCUCACAAGGCCAGGCCAACUCAGCAGUGGCUGCAAAAGAACAUCCCAUAGUUCAUCUCUGCCUCGGAUUGGCCCUCAGGAAGCCCUGA
Molecule: messenger RNA, 597 nt
Organism: Nezara viridula (southern green stink bug)
Lineage: Eukaryota; Metazoa; Arthropoda; Insecta; Hemiptera; Pentatomidae
Source: the annotation of a GenBank genome assembly